Molecule: messenger RNA, 1251 nt
Organism: Fusarium sp. VM40
Lineage: Eukaryota; Fungi; Ascomycota; Sordariomycetes; Hypocreales; Nectriaceae
Source: the annotation of a GenBank genome assembly
AUGCGGCCUUCUCAUGUAAACAUUGGCUUCUGGCUGGUGUGGUUCAUAGCCCUGUUAUGGAGCUACAGGAACGGCUACGACGACCCUUCGUCCUUCUUCUACAAGAGCCGUAUCGCCUUUGAUCGCCGAUUCUCCGCCGUCCGCGAAGCCCAGGUCGACAAAUACCUCGAGCGCGAAAUCUACUCCCACAAGUACAAAGAGCGAACAGAAGUGCAGGUAGAGAACGAGUUUCUCUGCAUUGGAAUACCGAGCAUCAAUCGUACCACGUCGGCGUUUCUCGCGCACACCAUGGGAAGCCUUGUGGAUACGCUUACGCCGAAUGAGCGUAAUCAGAUACACAUCGUCGUGCUCCUCGCCGACAAGGACCCCAAGACGCAUUUCGCCUACGGUCAAGAUUGGCUGUUUGGCCUUGCGGAUGAUGUGAUUGUUUACUCCAACACCAGCACAAGCGAUGCGACCACUUCCAACCCCAACUACCAAGUCCUCCCACACGACAUCCGCAGCAUGGGGCGCAGCGACGAUCGCGUCGAGAAUAUCCGACUGGACCACUCCGUCCUCUUCGAAGCCUGUCGAAGGCGAGAUCCCACAUACUUUGCCCUCAUCGAAGACGAUAUAAUAGCCUCGCCGGAUUGGUUCACGCGGUUCAAGAAGGGUGUUAUUGAGGUUGAGCAGCGCGCGAAGGACAAUCACCACGAUUGGAUGUACCUGCGCUUGUUCUACUCUGAGAUACUUAUGGGAUGGAAUAACGAAGAGAUCUUCGACUACUUGCGUGUCGUCAUCUUGGGCUACACAUGCUUGAUCGGCUGCCUGCUCCUCACGCUUCGCUGCAGACGGCGUCGUCACGCAGGUUCAUUCGCCACCAAGGACUUCGCCCAAACCGUCGCACUCCUUCUCGGCCUCUGGAUCCCAGCCUGUCUUGCCUUAGCAUUUGUUACCGGUCGAACAUCGCUGCACCGACUCUUCACACGGUCCCCCACGGUGCGCGAAAUGCCUCGCUACGGAUGCUGCGCGCAGGGCCUUGUGUUUCCGAACCACCACCUGCAGAACCUACAGGAUUUCCUGCGCGAGCCGCCGUUCCAGUUCCCAGGCGACAUGAUCAUGGAGGAUUAUGCGCGCGAUAAUGGACUUACCAAGUGGGCGCUUGAUCCGAGUGUGAUGCAGCAUGUUGGGCUUGUCGAGUCUUCUGAUGGGCCAAGGAGAGCUGAGGUGUGGAAUUUUAGCUUUGAGAGAUUGCGCGAUUCACGGAAGUGA